Ilex paraguariensis (yerba mate) is the source of this 1476-nucleotide messenger RNA. NCBI's taxonomy places the organism in Eukaryota, Viridiplantae, Streptophyta, Magnoliopsida, Aquifoliales, Aquifoliaceae. The record is from the annotation of a GenBank genome assembly.
AUGGGGGAGUUUGCUGCAGCAGUGAAGUCUGUGGUCGUUGAAAUUAAACCAAGUAAUUCUGAGGUUGUUCCAUGGGAAGACUUGCUUGAAUCAAUGGAGCAAAAGAGUGUCUUGUACUCGAUGAAAAAAAAGAAGUCUCGACAUGCCCGUUAUUUUUACGGCAUUAUUUUCAUGUUGACAAACCUUAUUGCUUGGUUUGUUCGUGACUAUGGAGAAAAAGUUAUCUCUCAGCUCCAAUGUAAGUCAUGGCUCUUCCUUCUCCUGGUUAGAAAACUGGGUUUUUCUCUGAUAUUCUUCUUUAUGAUGUUCCUUACAACAUGCAAUACAAGCAAGUUGUAUGAAGUUCGCAAUACAUGGCAUUCUGGAUGGUGGGCGUCAAAGUUAGCAAUACUGAUUCUCUCGCUUGUGGUUCCAUUCUUUGUCCCUUCAGACCUUGUUCAAUUAUAUGGUGAACUUGCUCGCGUUGGUGCAGGUGUUUUUCUUCUUCUCCAACUCGUAAGUGUCAUUGAAUUUAUCACAUGGUGGAAUAACUACUGGAUGCCCGAUGAGAGAAAGAAGCAAAGCUGCUUCCUCGGGCUAUUCAUGUCAACUCUAUUUUACAUCACUUCUGUUUGUGGAAUAGUGGUGAUGUAUGCGCUGUAUGCCUCCAGACCGUCAUGCAAUCUUAACAUAUUCUUCAUCACGUGGACUGCAAUUUUGCUUGUAGUCAUGAUGGUUAUAUCCUUACAUUCAAAGGUGAAUAGAGGACUCUUAUCUUCCGGGAUUAUGGCUUCCUACAUUGUUUUCCUCUGUUGGACUGCUAUCAGAAGCGAGCCUGCUACUGCGAAGUGCAGCCCCCAGAAACAGGAGAAUGCAAAUGGAGGUUGGACCACUGUAGUUGGUUUCCUCAUUGCUAUAUUUGCAAUUGUCAUGGCAACCUUUUCCACAGGGAUUGAUUCACAAACUUUUCAGUUCCGUAAAGAUGAUGUUCUACUGGAAGACGAUAUUCCAUAUAAAUAUGGCUUCUUCCACCUAAUAUUCUCCUUGGGGGCCAUGUAUUUUGCAAUGCUAUUCAUCAGCUGGAACCUUGAUAGCUCAACAAGGAAUUUGAGAACAACAGAUGGAGCAUUGAUGUUGGCUGGGCUAGUACAUGGGUGAAAAUCGUUAACGAGUGGUUUGCAGCCACAAUAUAUUUAUGGAAAUUGAUUUCCCCAGCUUUGACAGAGUCCAAAGUCAGGGAUCAUGAAGAACCAGCACAGCAGUUAGAUAAUUCAACUUCACCAUGAUUUCAUAUUGCACUGUCCAUUGUAGCAUAGCCUUUUGUCCCUCAGCUGACAUGUAUUUGAAGGUAGUCCAAUAUGUCCAAUUCAAGCAUCAAGUUUACAAAAUAAAUAAAUUUUCCUGGUAUUUCAAGUAUUUUUGCAUUUGAUUCUCGAUGUACAUGACAUUUUUUUGUGACAUAAAUGUUCUGCAAAUACAUGCUAGCUAAAUAAAGAC